CCCCUGCUCGCCGCGGUCCUCACUUCAAUCACUCCAAGCUCCAUUUCUUUCUCCCAUCCCUUCUCGUAUAAUUUCAUUCCACAUACAUUUCGCUUCCUAUUUUUGCCAUAUUAAACCCACAUGUCACGUCGCAGCUACUCGAUCAUUCUCUUCGUGUUUAUCCUACUACAGGUGAUUGUAUCAAUGGCAGAAUUCGGCCUGGUGGUCGGCAACCGGGCAUACAUUGGCAAGCACCUGCCAUACACAUCCGGCUGGAUGAACAUAUACAAGUGGGUGAUAUCCCCGGCAUCAUUUGCAGCAUCCAUAGCCCUCCUGUACUUUAGCAGCAAGUCGUUGACCGGGCGCACCGAUGGACUUGGCGAAAAAGCAAUUCAGCGUAACAGCUUCACAAACCGCAAGCGCAAGCGCAGUGGCCGGUCAGUCGAGUUCUACGCUGCUAUCGUCUCCUUGCUGUUUGUUGGCGCUUGGUCGGUUGUUCUUGCGUUCCAAGUGCGCUACAAGCUCGAUGCAACUGCCGGUAACGACUUCAAGUAUCCAUUGGAUACAGGUCUCUUCUUGAACUACAAGUGCAGCGAAGCGCCAUUCUCGCUCAACAGCCAUGGUACGAAUGCCUGUCGGCUAAUGCUGGCCGAGUCAGCUAGUACACUGGUCUGCCUGGCCCUGUGGGGAGUGAUGUUCAUUGCUUCCAUGUUGCUCGGGUUGACAGCAGCCCGCCGUCGCUCGCGGAGCGUCCGGAGGAUGAAAGGGAAGAUGGUGGACAACAGCUAAAUUAAUAUUAACAGCUGCUCAGCGUGUCAGUUUGUAAAUUCCAACAUAAAUCUAGCUGCCUUGCUCCAAAGUCGAGCAUGGCAUAACGUUCCUGUCACGAGCAUGUGGCUUCAUUGGAAGGUUGGUUAGAAAUAAAUGUGUAGCUUAAUCUUUACUCCUUUAUCUUUCUCUACAUAUAUAUGAUUUUAUAGUC
This is a messenger RNA of Linderina pennispora, 961 nucleotides long. RefSeq lists its product as uncharacterized. The record is from RefSeq and is a predicted model, not a curated record. The coding region runs from base 121 to 768 and encodes 215 amino acids. The transcript has a single exon. Lineage: Eukaryota; Fungi; Kickxellomycota; Kickxellomycetes; Kickxellales; Kickxellaceae.